GCUCCUGUCAGGCCGGAUUCUAAAAUAUCACUUGAAAUUCGUACUAAAUCUGUAGAGCAGACGCUUGUACCUCUUGUGACCCAGAUUACGACACUCGUGAACCACCGGGAUAAUGCAAUUAAAUCGGAGAAAACUCUCAAGGCGUUGAUACGCGUCGGACAGGCCGUAAAUCUUGCCAUUGAACGAUUCGUCUCCGUUGGAGAGGCGAUUGCUGAAGAAAAUGAAGAAAUCCGGAUGGACAUGUGCGAGGCUUGUCGGGAGGCACGGAUUGCGGGACAAAAUAUCCAGGUCCUCACCGACGUGAAGCUUGAUGCGACGGGGCAGGUGAAGGGAGCAGAGAAGACAGCUAUGGUGCGGGCGGCACGGAUAUUAUUGUCGGCGGUUACGAAGGUGCUAUUGUUGGCGGAUCGGGUUGUUGUAAAACAGUUACUCAUCGCCAAGGAAAAGGUUGCGAAAAGUUUAAAUCUUAUAGAAAGAGUGGCCACGUUUACAGAUUUUGUGAAGGCAUUUAGUCAGUUUGGAAAUGAGAUGGUGGACCUUGCCCACUUAACGGGAGACAGACAAAAUGAUUUAAAAAGUGAUAAGCAGCGUGCCGAGAUGGGUGCGGCUCGAGCGGUUCUUGAGAAAAACACUGUGAUGUUAUUGACAUCAUGUAAGUGUCAGCUUCGACAUCCAGAGUGCGAGGCGGCAAAACGCAACCGUGAUAGCGUAUUCACGCAGAUGCGGUACGCCAUGGACCUGGUACAUCAUGUCGUAACAGACACAGCACCUAUCAGCAACGACAUCUCACCGACACUGACAGCUGUGAACGGGGACUCGGGCAUCGGUCUAGCACACUCUCAUACCACUGUCAGUAAAUGCCUGAAGGAUUUUGAUGAUUUAGUGGAGGUAACAAGAAUGACAAUGGUGGGGCCUCACACUCAAGGGAAACUAACUAGUGCCUUAGAGCUGCUCAUCGAAGCGACUCAAGACUUCACAGACUCUGCCUACACGUCACAUGACCACCGAGAACGAAUAUUGACGCUAUGUGAAAAAUUACGGGAAGAACUGAAUACUCUAUUACGGAUAGGAACAAAUUUAGAUCAGAAGGAUAUAAACAUACCUAGUCAAGAUUUAGAAACUGCCAUCUUAAAAACAGUAGACGCUUCCAAAAUGUUGAAGAAGCAGCUUCAAGAGACGGCAAUGGAUCAGGCAUCUGACGUGUUCAAAACCAACGAGGAUCAUGAUAUACUGAUGGCCUUAAAAACGGCGGGAUUGAACGGUGAAGUGGACCGUGUGAACGAGAUUACCGUUAAAUUUGAGGAGCAUUCUGAACAACUGCAAGAGGUUGCCAAGCUUCUCCGACAUAUAGCAACGACUGGCCCCCUUGUGAUAACUGCUGAACAUGUAGAAAAUAGCUUAAAAGCGUUAUGUCCUCAAACAAUAUAUGCAGCGAAGGCGUUUGCCCAAAACGGAGGGAGUAAAAUCGCCAAGGAAAACUUUGAUGUAUUCUGCGAUAAUUGGGAAAGCCAGAUUAACGAGCUCUCCAUCCUUGUGAAGGAUAUAAACGACAUCAACCAGGGCAAGAAUGAAAAGAACGUCUACAUGAGUUUACCGAGACCUGGGCGUCAUGGUGCUUUGGCGAAGUCGAUUAAGCCGAUCCGUGGUCUCGAUGUUGAGUGGAAGGAUUGGUCCGCGCUGUCAAAGGGAGUCAUUGAUUGGGAGCAAGCAAAAAUCGCAAAACUGGGGUUGGAGAUGAAACUCAUCACCUCGGAAAUGGACGCCGAAACAGAAAAGUGGGAAGAGCACAACAAUGACAUCGUCAAACGUGCGAAGAAUAUGUCGAGUAUGGCCUUCUCGAUGUACUUGUUCACGCGUGGCGAGGGGCCGCUAAAGACAACACAGGAUUUGUUCACACAGGCAGAGUACUUUGCGGAGGAGGGGACCAAACUGUUCAGGACGGUCAAGGAGUUUGCACAAAGGGUGCCACCUGGGACAUUGAAGACCGAGUUGAUGACAUACCUUGAUAAGAUCCCCGCCUACUGUCAGCAUCUGCAGUUCACCCUCAAGUCACCCACAUUUGGGAAGACGGCCACGUUUAAUAAGGUCGACAGUGCGAUCCAGGAGACGAAAAACCUAAUGAAUGCCAUCGCCAAGGUGGUCACGACGUGCUUUAUAUGUGCUACAAAGUAUAACAUUGAUUACCGAAGCAGUAGCGGAGUUCAACAAAAAUGGCGGCCGGUGGAAAAUCGACCAACAGGAAGUCCGUCAAGUUCGUUGAGCGAUUCGCCAUCACGAUCUGAUCACUCGGAUAAUAUUCGGCGGAGCACUUCAUUAGGGCGGAACAUCACAGGGCUUAGCAGUGUGAAUACAUUCGAGAAGCCACUAUGAGCAAGAGCCCAUUGUAGUCAUUGUAGUAUUCUGUCUUAUGCAUUUACAGGUAAACUCAUAGAUUCCUGUUCGACUAGGACUCCUUAAAGUUUGAAAUGUACUCUGGCAUGAUAUAAAAAUGGGAUUUUUCUACCUCGAAUUAUUAUCAAAUCUUUAUGGUGCGGUCGUUUACAUUGAAAAUAUGAUUAAUUUCUCCAUCUUGGUUUAGUGUGUUCCAGGGUUUGCCAUUCACACAGAGCUGAUUGCUGAUUUGUCAGUAACCCUGGAGUGACUGCUAGGCCUGUGAGCAUCAGUGAGGGUGGAGUCAGUUACCAAGAAGUAUGAGCUGAGGUGAAAUAAAGAUCUAAAGCUGAUGCUAACAAUUACCAUUCCCGCAAUCGGCAGUGUCUUUUAUUUCUAUCCUUGCUCUUGGUACCCCAAUUCAGCCUCAACCAUAAAAUCAUGGCAAUGUCUAUAUCAGUACUUGCACUCUGCUUCCAAGACAGAAAAGCACAAAACUACUGUAAACAGGCAAAUUAUUGCUCCACUUUAUUAAUUGCGGAAUUUCCCCCCCCCCAAAACAAACAAUUCAUAAUUUUUAUUUUGGCAGAUUACGAAAUUUCUUUAAGUUUUUAUAAUCAAAAAAUAUUUUUCCCUCAAGAAACAAGUUCUCUCGUAAAAUCCGCGAAAAUUAAAUGCCCGGAAGAGUUUGGCGGUAACAGUAAUCUCAUCGACCUCAGCCAUAGCUUGAAAGCCAAGGAAAAAGGUUUUGGAGAGUGGUAAAUGCAACUCUCAACAUGUGUCUUGUAUGCCCCCUCGAGUGUAUGAGGCACUUAAUUACAGCAUGACCUUGUGGUAAAGCUACAAAAACAGGAUCCACAAGUUAUUACCCCUCAAGUCAUGUCAACACGUAUGAUCACAUUUCAAGUUAUGUUCAUCAAGAUAGCGACACAGUACAAGUUAUAGGGCCAAAAGAUAUCGACAUCCUAUCAUAACUGUUCUGUACCCUGCAUCAAUAUUGUCACAGUAAUUGACAAGUCACCGCAAAGAUUAAACAUUCUUGUGGUGUCACUGUAUGUGACAUUAGAGGAAGGAGGGGCAGUGCGAGACACGCAUUGAAACUUGCAUAGAUGGUUUUGUGUGAGAGAACACAUGUUCAGGUGCAGUCUUUCACAAUCAACUACCUUGGAUUUUCUCUACACUACCUGUCUUAAUUCAUGACUCCUGUUGAGCACACCAUGACUCUUACGUCUGUCAACCACAGGCACAUAAAAGUCUCAGCAAAUUUGGCUAUUCAUAUUAAUUUCUAAUGAAUUGGGGAUGAAUUCUUGCCAGUUCUAGAUGAAACCACUUUGUAAUCAUUUUCAGUGUCUUCUAUAAUUGUUGGAGAAGAAAUUUACAACCAGGUUAUCUGGAUUCUUGCAUCUUUAUACAAUGUUGCCAUUAUAUGUGUAUGCAUGUUGGUUCAGUGUGCUCUUGUUAUCGGCAAAGUGUCUAUAUUGGCCACCAAUAUACAUCCAAGUAUUGGUAGUAUAAGUAUGAUUGGGUGGUGCCGCUGCAUAAAAACAAAACCAUGCUCGAGUUGGCCCAUCUGGUCCGACUUCAAAUAUGUAUUGUCAUCAUUAUUAUCCUUUCUACAUUUGGGUUUGCGGUUCAGGUGGUAUGGGUGGCUCGGCGGCAAAAAACUUUCAAAAAAGCAAAUCUGGAUAUGGCCAACUUGGCCCGAAUCGAAAUGUGUGUGUUGUUGUCAAUUAUUAUCCUGGUUCUGGUUCUGGUUACUCAAUUUGCAGUCCUCCUUUUCACAAUCCAUCCUUUUGGGAGGGCCUUCAUUCACUAAAUGUGACCCACCACGGCAAAUUGAGUCGCAUGUCGCACAGAAGAUGAGCCUAAAAUGACACCUGGACAUAAUAGAAGAAA
Lineus longissimus is the source of this 4266-nucleotide messenger RNA. RefSeq names its product alpha-catulin-like. Gene Ontology annotation, molecular function: cadherin binding; actin filament binding. Bases 235 to 2370 code for a protein of 711 amino acids. Gene Ontology annotation, biological process: Rho protein signal transduction; cell adhesion. The transcript is spliced from 16 exons. Lineage: Eukaryota; Metazoa; Nemertea; Pilidiophora; Heteronemertea; Lineidae. The record is from RefSeq and is a predicted model, not a curated record.